This is a messenger RNA of Acanthopagrus latus (yellowfin seabream), 5480 nucleotides long. Its product is annotated as aryl-hydrocarbon-interacting protein-like 1. Gene Ontology annotation, molecular function: peptidyl-prolyl cis-trans isomerase activity; protein binding. Bases 1 to 2214 code for a protein of 737 amino acids. Lineage: Eukaryota; Metazoa; Chordata; Actinopteri; Spariformes; Sparidae. The record is from RefSeq and is a predicted model, not a curated record. The transcript is spliced from 8 exons.
AUGGAGGAGACAUACCUUCUGAACCACCCGGGAGUCAAGAAGAAGAUUCUGGCCGGAGGCUCAGGACCGCUGCCACAUUUUCCACCUGGGGCAAAGCUGGUUUUCCAUUUCCAGACACUGCUGGACGACUUUGAGCGGACGGUCAUCGAUGACAGCCGACUGGCCGGCAGACCAGCGGAGAUCUUCGUCGGAAAGAUGUUCAAGAUGGAGGUCUGGGAGACCCUGUUGAUGUCCAUGAGGAUCGGGGAGGUGGCUGAGUUCUGGUGUGACGCCACUCACACAGGCUUGUACCCCAUCGUGUCCAAGGGAAUGAGGCUGAUCGCUCAAGGGAAAGACCCCCUGGAGGGCCAGAGGCACAUGUGUGGCAUGGGAAACAUGUUCCACUAUCACUCCACCGGUUACCCAGAGCUGGAUGAGAUAAUGAGAACACCUCAACCGCUUAUAUUUGUCAUGGAGCUGUUGCAGGUGGGAGACCCCAUGUCGUACCACAGAGAGUCGUGGAUGAUGGAAAAGGAUGAGAAGCUGCACACGGUGCCAAGUCUCCACAUGCAGGGCAACGCGCUGGUCAAGCAGAGACAAUUCAGAGAGGCUGCCAGCAAGUACAAAGAGGCCGUCCUGCUGCUGAAAACAGUCCAGUCCAAAGAGAUGCCGGGCGAUAUAGACUACAUUAAUUUAGGCCGGAUGAUCGUCCCCCUGGAGUUGAACUACUGCCAGUGUAUGCUGGAGCUGGAGGAGUAUUACGAAGUUAUAGAGCACACUGACGAACUGCUGGAGAAACAUAAAGACUGUGUGAAGGGCUACUACAAGAGAGCCAAGGCCCACGCUGCCGUGUGGAACGAGAAGGAGGCCAAGAGAGACUUCAACAUGGUCGCCCAGCUGGACUUCACUCUGGCCUCUCUCGUCAGCCGAGAGCUGAAGGCCUUGUCAGAGCGCAUGAAGGAGAAGUAUUGGGAGGAGAAGGAGAAAUACUGGAACAUGUUGGAGACAAAGGAGAGUAAAAAUGAAGGGGAGGGGGAAGAGCUGGAGGGCAAACAAGAAGAAGAAGAAGAAGGAGAUCAAGACGGUGAAAGUGUGACCACAGAGCGUAAAGAUCAAGCCCGGGAAGAAAAAGGAACAGGAGAGUCUCCGUCCAAAUGUGAUGGAGGUCACAAAGAGGAACUCUCACCUGAGGGAACAAGUAACGAAGAGGAAGCCAGCUCUCUUGAGAUCAGUCCGUAUGCUUCAAAUAAAACGGAGGAAAAGGACUGGCAGCAGAUGUUACGACUGGUCAUAAUGCUGCAGAAGGAAGGAAACUUCCUCAUUAAGGAAAAGAGCUUUGAAGAUGCUGCUGCCAAGUUCAAGGAGGCCGUAGGAUACGUGGACGUCCUUCAGGAUAUGGUGGAUCAAGAGGCCGACGACUGGGAGUCGCUGGAGAAGGUGCGCCUUCCGCUGACUCUCAACCUGAGCCAGUGCCUGCUGGAGCUCCGACAGUACCAGCAAGUGGUGCAGCUCAACAGCAAGCUGCUCAAGAGGCACAAAGGAAACUUUAAGGCCGUGUACCAGCGGGCUCGAGCACACGCCGCUUUGUGCAACGAAGAUGAAGCUCGGCGGGACUUUGAUUUGGUGGAGAAACUGGACCCGAAGUUCAAACCCUUCGUCCGGCAGGAGCUGAAAAAGCUGGGUGAGAGCAUGCGAACCAUGCACGCCAGCCAGAAUAAAACCUACUGGGACACGACGCAGGAGAGGUGGGGGCCCAGUGGGAGCAAGGCAAAGGGUGUAGCAACAAAGAAGAAAUUCUCACAGAAGGCCACUGAGGAAAAGAAGAGGACAGAAGUUGGUAAGACAGAAGACAAAGCGAGCUCAGAGAAACCCGCCCCUGCUCAGACGGAGGGUGUGGAUGACGCAGAAGCAGAGAAGAAUCCAGAUGUGAAAGCGGAGCAGAGUAAUAAAGAGCCGGAGAGUGGGAGGGCGAGUGGAGAAGGGCUAGAUAAUGAAAAUAUCGAGAGCGUCGUGGUUCAGGAGGACGGGCAGGGUGCGCCAGAUAAUCGAGCUGCAGAUAAAGAUAGCGAUCCGGCGCCCACCGGCACAGGCGAAGAUAAUGUAGUGAGCAAGAGAUCAGCGAGAGAUAAGGGAAGAAAGGUCAAAUGCCAAUCAAGCGCUGCACCGGGCUGCUGCGGGACAAGCAAAGGGACCAAAGCCACCGAUGACAAAACAGGAAAUGGGGACACUCAGUAAAAAAAAUAGGCCGUCACGUUUGAGUUGUCUUGUGCUAAAACACAAAAGACGCAGGGCGAGCCGAGGCCGGGGAGAUGAAUAGAUCAGUAAACUGGGUAAGAGCAACAAAAUGGAGGGAGGAGAAGUGAAGUCGAGCCUCAAGUCCAAACAGAAAAUAUUGAUUCUGCCACAUUCAAAUCCAAAUAUAAACACAAGGAGAAGAAUUAAUACAAACAGCCGCACUUGGCACCAUCCCGAGCUAAGUUUCAUUAUUCAGCUCUCAAAGGGAUACUAAAAGCAAGAUGAAAAUAAAUAAAAAUAAAAGCACGGGCAGACGGGGAGUUUGCCAAAUACAAAGUUUUUAUUUCUGUACACAAAGAGUAGAAAGCAGCCAGUAACCCACUUGUUAUUACAGUAAAAAGCCUUUCUUCAGAAAACUUCUCAUACAGGUUAAAAACUCCAGAGAAAAAGACAGCAAGAAGUGUUUGUGAGACAUGAACUCAAACUCAUUAAAACCAGAAACAUUUGAGAUGAUUAAUGAGGUAUAUUAAUGGUGAUUUAAACAAAAAAAACCAAAAACAAAACAAAAAUAAAACACCCCAGUUCACCAGUAAGGUAUGAGUGUUCGUGUUUAUGUGUGUUAGUGUUGUCCACACCUUCGUUUGAGGUUAGGCCUCCGUCACGUGAGAGGCGACACGCAGAGCUUAGGAUGCAACGAUGGAGGACGUGGAGGCGGGAGAGUGAUGAACGGAGCCGUCGGCGUGUUGGCUGGCUACAUGCAGUAACAGAUAGCAGCGUCCUCUGAGGAGGGCAGGGCAGGGCGGGGGGUGUCUCCUGCCUCUGUGGAGAGCCUUCGUGCAGUCACACACAGAGAUCAGGGUGUGUUUUAGGAUAAAGGGGAGCCACUGCUAGUAUAGAAGUGUGUACAUGUAUCAAGACCUCGAGGAGACGAUCACACAGGCGCCGGAUUGCCAUCAAAGUCGAUUUUAGACGCCGAGUGAGGAGCGACGCGCGGGGGACAAACCGUGCCUGGCAACGUAUCUCUGUCAUUUAACCACCUGGUGUAUUCAUUUCAAUCGGCCUCACCUGCGCUGUCUUAAAACACAUGUGACAAAUGUUGACAUGCAGCCCUGUGGGGAGGGAAGCCUGCUCGUCUCUUCCUCUUCUUCUUCUUCUUCGUCUUCUUCUUCACAUUCUGUCACUGUUACAUCAUUCACGCACGUACAAGACUAUGUGGAUGAGAGUGUGAGGCCGGCGGGUGAUCAUCAAUGUGUAAUGAGAUGUGUGAAUACCAAUAAAUAAAUGUCUAUGUAUAAACACUGCUUGUCAUGGCUUUUUUUGUUUUGUUUUCUUAUUCUUCACCCACGAGCCGAGCUGCCGCUCUUUGUUCUGACUCGAGAGAGCGCCAACCAAAACGAAUUCUUAAGACGGAGUCGACAAAUGAUAAUUAUCUUGAGCUGCUACACAAACCGGCAGGCUUCGGUGGAGGUGGAAGUGGAAGUUGCUUUCCCCCCCUUAAGGCCAUUAGCAUUUGUAUGAUGAGUGGCACAUCACCUUUUCCCCGAUUUUGCAAAAAAAAAAAAACCUGUAGAAGUGCGUCCUUGGGGAGAGCUCCCUAGCAACAGUAUCCAGACUAACAGGCAGCGAGUGCGGAGGAGGACGCUGUCAAAGUGUGAGCGCUGUGUGCCUGGAGGGGUAGAGCCCGUAAUGAGUGCAGCACAUGGGUUUCAAACUCAUCUAUGUGAGGUCAGAGCGUCGCUUUAAGGAUUAAGAUGAGUUCCUCACUGUCUGUGUAUGUCUCUUUGUCGUUUCUGUGAGAAUGAGGCAACGUAAUUGCUGAGAAACACGCAGAGCCCCAGAUUACUUGUUUCAGGCGAUCGCUUGUCUUGCUUCUGGAGGAGGUUUUUUUUUUUUUUGGCCCCAGCAGGCACAUCAAAGUAGAUCUCUCCCACCUGCCCUCCAGCUAAAAGUGGAGUGAUUUCUUCUUCUUUUCCACCUUUCCUCUCUCGUCUCAGAUCUUUAGCCCUUCAAGCACCCCGAGCAUCAGGGGGGCUCGCCCAUAAAAGCCCUAUUUAGCUGGUUUUCAAUGAACGGAUGCUCACGUGCUCUGAUCCACGCUUUGCUGUUCUUCUUCCCUGUUGCUCUAAAUUUACCACCGAGCCUGUCCAGGGACUGACAGACACACAAACCCACGCCUGAUGCAACUCCUUCCCUGAAUGUGAUGGAAAAAAAAAAAACAGUGCAGAAAGACUAUUUUGUUUUAUAUACGGGUUUUUUUAAGGCAUAAAUUGACCGUGCUGUGCUUAGAAGAGAAUGACCCUGACGCGAUGAGGGCGAAGCCAUUUCAGCCGCUCGUCUUUCUGUAACUUAAAGCAAUUAAGUGCGCAUUAGCGAGGGGAAAUGACAGUGUGUGGAGUCAAUAGCUACUGUUCUUUUCAAAUCUACACGGAGACGGGGGAUUAUUAACGAUGUAGUCUGCAUAAUACUGCGUCAUGAUGUGCCUUGUGCCCCCUAGAGUGUGUGGAAUUGGCCUCGCGAAGUGAAAGUGGGCUCAAGCCUGGCAGCGCUGCAGCCCGGAGCCGCUUCCUCUUCUUUCUCUGAACACAGCAGGAGAGCGGGAAAGAUUCCCGAGCAGACGGCUACUCGCUGAUGUUUAUCGGCAGACGCUUCCUCAACAAAACCCAAUUUCAGUCACAAUACAAAUUGGCUCAAAACCGAGAACUCGUUCAGAAUCUGGCGAGCUAAAGAGAUGAAACAGGAGAAAAAAAAAAUAAUAAAAAAAUCAAAGUGUGUUUUGUUUGUGAUGCAGCGCAGCACAUGUUAUUGAUCACGCAGGGAGACGUUUGUGUGUUUGUGCUAAAAUGAGGAGGAGGGUGCUGUGUCAAUAAGGGGGCAUGGAUGUAGCAGCACAUGUGUGUGUGUGUGUGUGUGUGUGCACGAGCUGUGAGUGCAAGUGGUUCUGUAUGAGCGUAAAGGGCUCACUUAGGAGAGGCGAGCAAUGAGAGCGACAAGCAGUUGGAGAGGAUUAGAGGAACACAGUGUGUGCAUACAGAGGCGCUCUGCUAGCGGGCACUUUGGCUGUCUUAAAUAAAUCAUGGAUUUAACUGAUGAUGUGUCAUUCUCACAAAGUAAAUAAGCUUGUUGUGGGCGCCAUCAACUCCCUGAACAAUCCGCACCACGCAGCCAACGUGAAGCGCGGUCGGCCCGGCCCCUGAUCUCGUUCAGGCUAGCAAAGCUUCAACACACCACUUUCCCUUUUUUCGAAAAAAAAAAAAAACAACCCAAAA